UCCUUCAAGAUGAAAUUUGUAGUGUUCGCUCUCCUUGUCGCCGUGGCCUUUGCCGACCGGCUGUACGAGGCCCCUGCUCGGGAUGACUCCGACGAGGUCGCCAUCUUGAGGGAUGAGCGCGUGAUGGAGGACGACGGAAGGUACAGCUUCGACAUGGAGGCUGCCAAUGGAAUCGCCAUGUCGGAGUCUGGCGCUCCUUCAGGAGAAGAAGGAGCCGUCCACAGUGCCGGAUCUUUCUCGUACACUGCUCCUGACGGCAGUGACAUCCACCUCCAGUACGUAGCUAACGAGAAAGGCUUCCAGCCCGAGGGUGACCACCUGCCAGUGGCCCCCGAGUUCCCCCACCCGAUCCCUGACUUCGUCCUCAGGCAGAUCGAAAAGGCUGCCGAGGAAGACGCCCGCAGUGCCCGUGGAGAGGUUUCCCGCUCUUACGGUACUCCCGAUGACGAUUAAACUGUUGAGCUGCUACAAUAUUCGACUGUUUCCUGUGGUCACCGAUAUUCACGAUCCCCAACCUUGUCUUAGAUUAAGAUUGUACAUAUAGUUUAGUUCCUUAUUUAAUGUUAUAAAAUCAAAUUCGACA
Molecule: messenger RNA, 583 nt
Organism: Penaeus monodon (black tiger shrimp)
Lineage: Eukaryota; Metazoa; Arthropoda; Malacostraca; Decapoda; Penaeidae
Product: cuticle protein CP14.6-like
Exons: 3
Coding region: 10-453 (147 amino acids)
Cellular component (GO): chitin-based extracellular matrix
Molecular function (GO): structural constituent of chitin-based larval cuticle
Source: RefSeq, a predicted model, not a curated record